Messenger RNA from Syngnathus acus (greater pipefish), 1250 nucleotides. It is a transcript of the gene bud23, whose product is annotated as BUD23 rRNA methyltransferase and ribosome maturation factor. Gene Ontology annotation, molecular function: rRNA (guanine) methyltransferase activity. The record is from RefSeq and is a predicted model, not a curated record. The transcript has 12 exons. Gene Ontology annotation, biological process: rRNA (guanine-N7)-methylation. Gene Ontology annotation, cellular component: nucleolus. Lineage: Eukaryota; Metazoa; Chordata; Actinopteri; Syngnathiformes; Syngnathidae. Bases 131 to 976 code for a protein of 281 amino acids.
CACCUUGUUUAAUGCCGAAAAAGACCUCCGCUGUCUAUUCUACCAGGUUUCCACAUGUGUCGUACAUUUACGUUGUUUUUGAGGAGUAAACUGUAUUCAACUGUGUUGUCUUCAGAUACUAAGGAAUAACAUGAGCUCCUGUCGACGACCGGAGCACAGGGCUCCUCCAGAUGUGUUUUACAAUGCGGAGGAGGCCAGGAAAUACUCUCAGAACUCUCGUAUGAUCGAGAUUCAGACUCAGAUGUCGGAGAGAGCCGUGGAACUGUUGAACCUUCCAGAGGACCAGCCAAGCUUCCUGCUGGAUGUGGGGUGUGGUUCAGGACUCAGUGGUGACUAUCUGACAGAGGAAGGACACUACUGGGUGGGAGUUGACAUCAGCACAGCAAUGCUGGAUGUGGCACUGGACAGAGAGGUGGAAGGAGAUCUUCUACUGGGAGACAUGGGCCAAGGGAUGCCUUUCCGGGCGGGGACCUUUGACGGCUGCGUUAGUAUUUCAGCUCUUCAGUGGCUCUGCAACGCAGACAAGCGUACACACAGUCCUCCCAAGAGACUCUACUCUUUCUUUAGUACUCUCUAUUCGUCUUUGUCAAGAGGCGCCCGUGCCGUUUUUCAAAUCUAUCCUGAGAACUCAGAGCAGUUGGAACUGAUCACGUCGCAGGCCAUGAGGGCGGGCUUCAGCGGUGGCAUGGUGGUGGACUACCCCAACAGCACCAAGGCCAAGAAGUUCUUCUUGUGUCUGUUUGCCGGCGUGACGGGUGUCCUGCCCAAGGGUUUGGGCUCCGAAACCUCCGACAAGAACAUCCCCAACCAGAUCCAGUAUUCAGGACAAAGAUGCCGUUUCAAAAACAUGAAGGGGAAAUCGGCAAAGAAGAGCCGAGAUUGGAUUCUGGAAAAAAAGGAGAGGAGACGCAGACAAGGACGGGAGGUGCGGGCUGACACCAAAUACACAGGACGUCAGAGGAGACCUCAUUUCUAGCUGCGAUUGUACAACUGGGCCUUCACUAACACACACACAUGCAGUCACAUCUACAGUCUUUUAUAUUGGACGCAAUACUUUUGGUCAUUCAUUUUUAAUAUGUGGCCUAGGAAAGGCAAACAAGAGACAGAACAAACAGUAAGCUAUGCAUGAGCAAUUCUGCUAUUUAAACAAGAAAUCCAUCAGACUAUCAAGCUGAAAGCACAGAUUGCAGAGGUGUUCCUAAUUUUGUGACUCAAAGUAUAUGUUAAGAAUAAAGAAAAGACAUACUGAU